Messenger RNA from Beta vulgaris subsp. vulgaris (sugar beet), 2757 nucleotides. RefSeq names its product receptor-like protein 6. Gene Ontology annotation, molecular function: protein binding. The transcript is spliced from 3 exons. Lineage: Eukaryota; Viridiplantae; Streptophyta; Magnoliopsida; Caryophyllales; Amaranthaceae. The record is from RefSeq and is a predicted model, not a curated record. The coding region runs from base 1 to 2757 and encodes 918 amino acids.
AUGCGUGGCAUCAACAACUCCAAAAGCUUGUUCCAUCUAAAGUUCCUCCAAAGCUUGAAUUUGGGGUUAAAUCCUAUACAGGGUGAUAUACCAUCUGCUUUUGGCAGAUUGUCUAACCUGAUUUACCUUAACUUGUCCUACACAAGCUUCAAAGGACAGGUAGCCAUUGAAAUAUCACAACUUGUCAAAUUAGUUGUUCUUGAUAUUUCAAAUUCAUUGCUAUUAGGUGAUGCAUUGUACAUGAAAAAGCCAAACUUGGCAACCAUCAUUCAGAACCUAACAAAUAUCAAAGAACUCUAUCUUGAUCAUGUCAAUAUUUCAGCUGUAGGGAACAAAUGGGAUUAUAACUCUUUGAGUGGCUCAAUAUCAGAAUCUUUUACUGGGGUCACAAACCUGACAACGCUAUCAGUGGCAGUUUCUAAUCUAACAAGAAUGGUGCCUGGGAAACUUUUCCAGCUACCCACACUAAGAGCCAUUGACUUGUCGACAAAUAACCACUUAUACGGCACUGUGCCACCUUUUUACAAGAAUUUGUCUCUGUCUCUUGAGGAAUUGAUCCUUGAUAAUACAAAGCUUUCUAGACUCCUGCCAAGUACCACCAUGAACCUGAAAAGGCUUCGUAAAAUUGAUCUUUCUGGUUGUAAGUUCCAGGGAAGCAUCCCAUCAUCAAUGGGAAGUCUAAGCUUACUUGAAGAAAUGGAUCUCUCCGCGAACCAAUUUUCUGGUCCCACUCCAUCAUUUUCAUCCAUGAAGAAUAUAAAAUCCUUAAAGUUCGAACAAAACAAUCUGAACGGUUCCAUCACUGCUACAGAUUGGGGGGAACUACUUAAGUUAGAGGUGCUUGACAUGUCAAAUAAUACACUAGAUGGAAGUAUUCUUACGUCAUUGUUUUCAUUGACAUCACUGCAUACCAUAGAUUUGGGACAAAACAAAUUCAGUGGGAAAAUUCAAUUGAAUGAGUUAGCAAGAAUAACAUCUUCCAAGUUGGAAACACUUGACUUGAGUAGCAAUGACUUAGAAGGGACAGUCCCAAAUUCGAUUUUCCAAUUAAGAGAGCUUACCACUCUAGAUUUGUCUUCAAAUAGAUUCUAUGGAAAACUAAAGCUGUCUGAGCUUCUUCAAGGCCUCAACAACCUCAAGACUCUUGGUCUUUCACACAACAACUUGUCAAUCAAUACAGAUAGCUAUGGAGUGAACUCCUCCUUUCCCCAGUUACAGAUCCUGUAUCUGGCUUCUUCCAACUUGCAUACUGUGCCUGGAUUUCUAAAGAAUCAAACAGCUUUGACAAAUCUUGACCUUUCCAAGAAUCAAAUUUCUGGUGGUGUGCCUCAUUGGAUGUGGCGAAUCGAUAGCCUUCUUAUAUUGAACCUUUCUUACAACCACUUUCAAAAUCUAGAACCACCUCACACGAACAAGUCAAAAUUAUUCUUCCUAGACCUCCAAUCCAACAAUCUUCAAGGGCAAGUUCCAGUGAUCUCAUCCAACAUAGUACUCUUGGAUUGUUCCAGCAAUAAUUUCAUUUCAAUCCACCCUGAUUUUGGCAAUCAUCUAUCUGAAGCUAUAAUACAACAUUUCAAAGGGACAAUUCUCGAUUGUCUCAUUGCCAAGAGUGAUACACUUACCGUAUCAAAUCUGAGAGGAAACAAUGCCAUAGGUCUCAUCCCUGCUAAAUUCGGGAGAGGUUGCGGCUUACAAACUCUUAACUUGAAUGGGAAUCUUCUGCAAGGACAAAUUCCACGAUCACUUGCCAAUUGUAGAGCAUUAAAGGUAUUAGAUCUUGGGAAUAACCAAUUGAAUACCUUUCCUUGCCAUUUGCAAAACUUGUCCAACUUGCAAGUUCUUGUUCUAAGGUCCAAUAAGUUCCACGAAACCAUUGUCUGCACAGACAGCCAUCUCGUGUGGCCUUUGCUUCAGAUUGUGGACCUAGCUUCUAAUCACUUUAGUGGUGAGCUCACAAGCCAAUUUUUUCUCAAGUUGACAUCAAUGAUGGACGGAACAACUGCAUCAGAACCCGCGCAUGUGCAAAGUGAAGUUGGAGGUGUGUACUAUCAAAAUUCAGUGGUGCUCACCUUCAAAGGCUAUACCUAUGAGCUGAAAUACAUCCUGACAAUCCUGAAUAGCCUCGACUUCUCCAGCAAUGCUUUCCUUGGAGAGCUGCCAAGAGAGUUAGGAAUUCUAAAUGCUCUGAAAGUACUCAAUCUUUCUCACAACUCUUUCUCAGGCAAUAUUUCAUCAUCAUUUUGGAAGCUAAUCCAAAUUGAAUUGGUGGAUCUCUCUUACAAUGCCUUAAGUGGGAAUAUACCUACACAACUUGCAAACUUAGAUUUUCUCAGCUACUUGAACUUAUCCUUCAGUAAGAUAUCAAAAAAGAUCCCAUCAAGCACUCAGUCAUUCGACGCAUCUUCAUAUGAAGGUAACCAAGGACUCUACGGCCCACUGUUAACACCGAUUAGUAGAAAUAAACCUGCACAAGAACCACUCUUAUCAACCUCCUCACAUGGACCGAGUUGGAGCUCAACGAGCGAGAUAGAGUGGAUGCUCAAAGGUGCUGAAGUCGGGUUUCCUGUUGGGAUCAUCAUUUUUAUUGGACCUAUUCUCUAUAUCAAAAGAUGGAGGGAAUGGUACUGUAAGCAUCUUCAUAGACUGGUCGUGAAAAUCCUAAGUAAGGAAGAUGGUGCAACGCAAAGAAGGAAGAGAACGAGCAGACAACAAAGGCAGAGACGUUAUGCUCCAUUGUACAAGGUUUUACACCAUUGA